AUUAUUCUUUGCCCAUACAACACUUAUUCACACAAAGCAAGAAGAUAAUUAAUUCAAAGCUCGAUUUUGGACAUUACCUAUAUAAAGCCAGUGUCGAUAUCACUCAACCAGACUGACACUUUAUCAGCUCCGAUAACCCACUUACAAAAUGAAAUUCCUAAUUGUUCUCGCCGUCGUGGCCUUCGCCGCCGCUGACGUGUCCCACGUCGUCAACCCCGACUACCAGGUCCCCAUCGUCAAGUCCACCUACGACAUCAGCCCCGAGGGACAAGCUUUCCAAUACGCGUACGAAACUGGCAACAACAUCUACGCCCAGGUUGAGGGUGAUGUGAAGAACUUCAACUCUGACCAGCCCACUCUCCAAGUUAGGGGAUCCUACAAAUACACCGCUCCCGACGGUACCCCAGUCGAGACCGUGUACACCGCUGACGAGAACGGUUUCCUGGCCCAAGGUAGCCACAUCCCAGUAGCACCCCCCAUCCCAGAACUGAUCCAGCGCAGUCUCGACUACAUCGCAGCUCACCCACCAGUAGUUGAGAAGGUCUACAAGCCCUAAGCGGUCAACACCUAGACUUGUCGAUAAAACACCUGGACUUAGACGAAUUGGCUCUGAAUCAUUGGACUUGUUGAUUUGCCCCGCGUUAUGUUUUGUUUUUAUGUUUAGCGUCGUAAAAUGUAAGUUGUAAUAAAGUGUGACAUACAAACAA
Messenger RNA from Bicyclus anynana (squinting bush brown), 707 nucleotides. Its product is annotated as larval cuticle protein LCP-17-like. Gene Ontology annotation, molecular function: structural constituent of chitin-based larval cuticle. The transcript is spliced from 4 exons. Lineage: Eukaryota; Metazoa; Arthropoda; Insecta; Lepidoptera; Nymphalidae. The coding region runs from base 149 to 556 and encodes 135 amino acids. Gene Ontology annotation, cellular component: chitin-based extracellular matrix. The record is from RefSeq and is a predicted model, not a curated record.